Ricinus communis (castor bean) is the source of this 2052-nucleotide messenger RNA. RefSeq names its product FRIGIDA-like protein 4a. The coding region runs from base 116 to 1759 and encodes 547 amino acids. The record is from RefSeq and is a predicted model, not a curated record. The transcript is spliced from 3 exons. NCBI's taxonomy places the organism in Eukaryota, Viridiplantae, Streptophyta, Magnoliopsida, Malpighiales, Euphorbiaceae.
AUAAUUUUAUCAUCAUUUUAGCAGCAGCAAGAAGCUUGAUGAUUUGAUCCCUGUCGAAAGCACAGCAAAACGACAGUGUCACCGCACCAGAAUAGGGUUUUAGAAUUUUCCAUCUAUGGCGAUCGAUUUAGCAAUCAACACCGAUAGAACUCAGAAAUUCAUAGAAGACCUCGAAGCCCAAAAGACAAUUCUAUCCUCAUGUACUCAACUAUUCACAACUCUCACCUCUCACUUCACUUCCUUACAGCAAUCUUUAACCGUAAAAUCCCAAUCCUUAGAUUCAAAGUUCCAAUCUCUGCAAUCAAAUUCCAAUCAGACCUUAGAAUCCCUUUCUCACAGAGAAACCUCCAUCCCAGAACGCGAAUCAGCCGCCGCUGCUAAAAUUGAAGAACAAAAGGUAAAAGCUUUAGCAGAAUUUGAAAAAUCCCAAAAAUAUGAUAACUUGUCUGAUUAUCUGAAAUCAAUUUCGAGGAAAAUGGAUGCUUCUGGAUUGUUAAAAUUUGUAAUUUCAAAAAGGAAAGAAUCUGUAUCAUUGCGGGCGGAGAUUUCGCCGGCGAUUAUGGAGGCUGUGGACCCCGCAAUGUUGAUUUUGGACGCGGUGGAUGAGUUUGUGAAUAGUAAGAUUGAGAAAGUUGGGGUUACUGAUAAGAGAUGGGCAUGUGGAAUGUUAGUGCAGGUUCUUUUUCCUGAAAUGAGUAGUGGCUGCUUUGGCGGGAAAUGUAAAGGUCCGAAAUUUUCAAGGUCAGCGGUGGAGAGGGCUGGAAAGAUUUUAGAGAGAUGGAAGGGGAUGGAGGAGAAAGUUAAUGGGGAAGAAGGUGGUGGUGGGAGUAGUGGAGUUGUGGGGCCAGCGGAGGCAGUUAUGUUCUUGCAAAUGGUGGUGGUUUUCGGGUUGAAGGCAAGAUUUGAUGAGGAGUACUUGAGGAAGCUUGUGAUGGAGAAUGCUACAAGAAGGGAUAUGGCUAAGCUUGCUGUGGCUGUUGGUUUUGGAGAGAAAAUGGAAGGGAUGAUUGAUGAAUUGGUGAAAAAUGGGAAGGAGGUAGAGGCUGUAUAUUUUGCCUCAGAGUCGGUUUUGACUGAAAAAUUCCCUCCUGUUUCUCUGCUCAAGUCUUACAUCAAGAACUCCAAGAAGAUUACAGCCACCAUCUUGAAGAAUGGAAAUUUUAGUGCAGCUGCAACGGAUGAGUCGAAUACAGUGGAGUUGAGUUCCAUCAAAGCCGUCAUCAAUUGUGUUGAAGAUCACAAGCUUGAAUCCGAGUUCUCCCUUGAUAGCUUAAGGAAGCGGGUGACUCGGCUGGAGAAGACUAAGGCAGAGAGGAAGAAGAGUUCAGCAGCAGCAGCUGCUGCUGCUAAGUCUCAAAACAAGAGGGGCCCUUCUGCAAGUGGUGGCCGAGACCCCAGGGCACCUACAUUUCGUCCAGGCAAAGCUGCUAAAUUUUCAAAUGCAUAUUCUCCUUUUGGCCGUAGGAACCCUGCUCCAGUGACACAGCAUAGUCCAGCUGCCAGAUAUUCUGGACCAUACAAUUACCCUAGCCAGAAUGUAUAUGAGGGCCACUCGACUGCUCCUUAUGCAUCAACUUAUGGCGCUUCUCAUGCUCAAAGCCCUGCGGCAAUUCCUCAACAGCAUUAUUCACUUCCAGUAGACAAUGCAGCUGCUGGUUUUCGUGCAAGUGGCUCUUAUGGGGGGCAGGCUAAUUAUGGUGCAUAUGAUUAUGGCUCUGGCGCUCCACCUACAUUUCAAUCUUCAUCAUACACACAAUAGCAACUGAUGACUAGGGAUCUUUUUUUUUUCUUUUUUCUUUUUUUUUUUUGUAAUAUGCAGCGUGUCCAAGUCCUUACUGAUUGAGAGCCUUUUACAUUUACUUUCCCUCGUUGACUGAAGAUCCUAGAAUUCUUUUUUUAAUUUUUUUUACUUCGCAUGGAAACCUAAGCUGGAUCUGAUGUAAUUUGUUUAAAAGUUCUAGAUAUUUUGUCUAUGUAAGAGUAUAAACAGUAGCUUUGUAUUUCCAUUUUUUUCUUGAAUAUUUGAAAGUUGAAACUAAUCAUUAGGCCACA